Molecule: messenger RNA, 4311 nt
Organism: Gopherus evgoodei (Goodes thornscrub tortoise)
Lineage: Eukaryota; Metazoa; Chordata; Testudines; Testudinidae
Gene: TRIP10
Product: thyroid hormone receptor interactor 10
Exons: 15
Coding region: 69-1877 (602 amino acids)
Biological process (GO): signal transduction
Molecular function (GO): protein binding
Source: RefSeq, a predicted model, not a curated record
GCGGCGGCGCAGGCGGAUCCGGGCCCGGCCGCGCUCUGACCGCAGCGGGGGGAGCGGGCGCCGCCAGCAUGGACUGGGGCAUCGAGCUGUGGGACCAGUUUGACGAAAUAGAGCGUCACACCCAGUGGGGGCUGGAUCUGAUGGAGAAGUACGUGAAGUUUGUGAAGGAGCGGACGGAAAUCGAGCAGGCCUACGCCAAGCAGCUCAGGAAUCUGGUGAAAAAGUAUCUUCCGAAACGGAACACACGAGAAGAUCCAGAAUCCAAGUUCUGCCAGUACCAGGCCUUCCUGCAGGUGGUGAAGGAGCUCAAUGACUUUGCCGGUCAGAGGGAGGUAGUGGCGGAGAACCUGACGACGCGGAUCUGCGUGGAGCUCUCUAAGCAUGCCCAGGAGCUCAAGCAGGAGAGGAAAUCGCACUUCCAGGAGGGCCGGCGAGCCCAGCAGCAGCUAGAAAACUGCUUCAAGCAACUCGAAAACAGCAAACGCAAAUUCGAGCGGGACUGCAGGGAGGCAGAGAAAGCCAUGCUAGUGGCCGAGAAGCUCGACCAAGACCUCAAUGCCACCAAGGCGGACGUGGAGAAGGCGAAGCAGCAGGCCAAUCUGCGCAGUCACAUGGCGGAGGAGAGCAAGAACGAAUACGCCUCCUUCCUGCAGAAAUUCAACCGGGACCAGAGCCAGUUCUACUUCCUGGAGAUGCCGCAGAUCUUCAACAAGCUGCAGGAGAUGGACGAAAGGCGGACAGUGCAGCUGAAGGAAGGCUACGGCAUCUUCUCAGAGACCGAGCAGCAGGUCAUGCCCAUCAUCGGCAAGUGCCUAGACGGCAUGAAGGCAGCAGCCGACUCAGUAAACGAGAAGAAUGACUCCCAGGUGCUGAUUGAGUUACACAAGUCCGGCUUCGAGAGGCCGGGAGACGUGGAUUUUGAAGACUUCAGCCAGCCUAUCAACCGCACCUCUUCGGACAGCAGCCUGGGGACGCCCCGGGGCACCCUGGAUGGCCGGCUGGACCCCCGCCUGCUGGGCAAGAACAAAGGAAAGCGUUGGCUUUUCAGCAAGAAGAAUAAGCUCCCGCCCCCUCCCCUCUCCCCAGUGAUUUCUGCCCCACCUCCUUCCUCGUCUGCCACCAACGGACCUCCAUCCCCCAAAUUCACCCAGGACCCUCUGUCUUACUGUCUGAAUGAGAUCAAUAAGACAGUCAAACCCCGCAUCGCCUCCUUCCGCAGCCUCAAACGGGGGCCUGUGAUCACGGAAGAUUUCAGCCACUUGCCGCCAGAGCAGAGAAGGAAAAAGCUGCAGCAGAAGAUCGAGGAGAGGAACCGGGAGCUGCAGAAGGAAAUCGACCAGAGAGAUGCCUUAAACAAGAUGAAGGACGUGUACCAGAAGACGCCCCAGAUGGGCGACCCCGCUAGCCUGGAGCCAAAGAUCUCCGAGACCCUCAGCAACAUCGAGAAGUUACGCCUAGAAAUCCAGAAGUACGAGUCGUGGCUGGCCGAAGCCGAGAGCAGAAUGCUGAGUAACCGGCCGGACAACACCCUGAGAUACAGCCGCCACCUGGACCACGCCACCACCCUGAACAACAACGGCUCCCACGAGAAGGGCAGCCCUGACGCCACCCACUCCGACGACAGCCAGGAUGCCCUGAACCAGCCGAUCUACACGGAGUUUGAUGAGGACUUCGAGGAGGACCUGGCAUCGCCCAUCGGCACCUGUGUGGCCAUGUACCAGUUUGAAGGUUCCAGUGAAGGCACCAUCUCCAUGACGGAGGGGGAGGAGCUGAGCCUGAUGGAGGAGGACAAAGGCGAUGGCUGGACCCGGGUACGGAGGAGCAAAGGCGGCGAGGGCUACGUGCCAACAUCCUACCUGCGGGUCACCCUGAACUGAGCUUGGGUUUCCCCGCCCGCCUGGAGAGUGGCAGCUGGCUCAUGGAGCUGCAGAGGGGUGGCGGGGAUUGGAGCAACGCUGCUGGCACCUGGGUGUUAGGACUCAGGGGUACAGGCAUGGAAGUGGCCUGUGGCCCUCGUGGGCAAGCAACAGUACCCGCUUGCAAAGCAGAUCGCAUGUAAGGGGAAGGAGAACCCCCCGACUCCCUUCUGCCCAAGCUCCAGCUCUGUGGAAUUUCACAUUUCAGCAUGGCCUCUCAGCUUGUGGGAGAGGUUGCAGUGGGUGCUAGUAAGAGGGAUGGACUGGGUUUCUGGCUGCUGCCCCUGAAUACUCUAUACUGUGCCCCCUCAGUCAGAUCCCCUGUGAGUGAGUGAGUAACUCAACCUCCUCCUAAAAGCUAGCUUAGGGCAAGGGAUGCAGGCUCCAAGGUGUGCUGAGCAGAGCCCAUGUGGGGGCUUAUGGAAUAGAAAGUGUCCUCUGCAUCUAUUCUUCCAUAUUUGUCACCCUGGCUUCUGGGCACCGUCCAGGUGCAUGUUAAGCAGUAUGAUAAACCUCAGUCCUGGGUUGGUUGUUUCCCUCCUGGGAUUCCAACCCAGGACCUGUGGCUCUCUACGUUGGCUGGCGCCAGCCUGGAUCUUAAUGGAACAGAGGUGCCAGCCAGCCAGGAGCCCCAGGCCCUGAACCUCCUUGUGUUCUCUGCCAGGGCCUGCGGCUCUGAAUUCACCAGUCCCUGGGUGAGAGUGAGUGCCCAUUACAGCUGAUGCCACCAGCUCAAUCAUUGGCCGAGCUCCAGCCCACUUCCCCCUCUGCCACGACAUGCACUUUAUUCCCCAGACUCCAGAACGCGCCCAGCCAAGGAAAAAAAGAGCAAAAAGUGCCUGCUGCAUCAAUGAAUCUGUCUCCUGGAGGGCGGGGGACGCUGAUUGCGCUGGUGGGAGCCCAGGGGGCCGAGCUGCAGCCAACCCCUUCCGUGUAAUAAUUAUUAUUUUUUAGAGGACUCUAAUAUAUCAGCCUUUUAUACAGUGACCAAUUACUGCUCAUUUUAGCCUGUGCCUCAGUUAACCUGUAACAUAAGUGUAAAUGUCCCAGUUCUCUUGGCUUCUGCUCACCCUAUGGGGGAGGGAGGGGGCAGAUCCUGUCUCCCCUCUGGUUCUGAGAAGUGGGUCUGGAGGUCGCUGUGCCGGAGCCCAUAGAAUGUAUUUCCACUGCAGCCUGGUGCCUUUUACACUUUAUGUAAAUAGUUGAUCCCCCAUCCCGUGCAGUUUUUAAGUUUAUAAAAACGAUACAGACUCUGGCACUGAGGCCUCCGUUUGUUUCGGAUGUGGGAGGGGAGCAGAGCAGUUGGUCUGUGUUCUGGUAACACUUAGCCCACCCUGCUCUUAGGGAGAGGGGUGCGGUUGGUUGUGUAUAUUACUGUCAUGUCUAGAAGUGCACCCAGCUGAGAGCAGGACUCCCACAGUGGUGGCCUGACAUCCAGGCCUUGUCUUCACUAAGACGAGAUCUACACCAAAGCCCUAUGUCAAUAGUGGGUUUGAAAAUUCCACCCCCUGAGCAAUGCAGUUGUACCGACUUAUCCCCCUGCGUACACAGCAUGAUGCUGAUGGGAGAAACUCUCCCAUCAACGUGGCCACCGCCUCUGGGGACGGAGGAUUAACUACGCUGCCAAGAGCAGCUCUCCUGCUGGUGAAGUAGCGUUUUCGCUCUAGUAUGACAGUGGGGCGGCUGUACUGUGAAGACACGCCCUGAGGGUUCGAAUACACAUGAAGACGCUCUAGGGUAGCUGGGGAAGGGUGUAGUUUUUACACGCGCUAGCAGGUCGAGCUACAAACUGUGGAGGGGCUUAAGGUCUCCUUGAGGCUACGUCCAGUCUUCACCGGAACUUUGCCUUGUGGCAAUGCGUUGGCUAAUGCGAGUUAAGGGCACUUUUUUCCUAAUGUGCUGGAGGGCCUGGCUGGGGAUGUGGCCUGGGACACUUUUAAAUGGUCUGUAGUUAGUUGAGGCCAGCCCCAGCUUUGGAGGGGGUGGUAUGGGGGGGUUCUAGACUACCUCUGUCAAGGUACGUUACCUAUGCCCCUGCUUGUCAUGUACAACCCUUGUGGGGCUACCCAGCAGUAGCAAUGCAUCCUGGUUUUGCAGUGAGGACAGAGCUAAGGAAUGCUCAUCCCUGUUUUUCAUGUGGGGAAACUGAGGCACAGGCAGUGACCAUCCCCCAGCUGCACAGUGGCAGACCUGGAACACAGGGUGCUAGUGGUUUAGGGCAGGGGGACUUGGCCACCAGGACUCUGUUAGCAGGAGGGGGACUGAGAGUCAGGACUUCUGGGUUCUAGUCUCAGCUGUGGGAGGGGAGUGGGCUCAGAGUCUUAUCUUUGCCUUCCAGUGAGGGGAAGGAUAGCUCAGUGGUUUGAGCAUUGGCCUGCUCAACCCAGCGUUGAGU